AUGAGGGCCAUCACGAGAAUAUGGGCCAGCGCCGUGGCGGCGGCGGCAGCGGCAGCGGCGGCUGUGGCAAGCUUCACCAGCACCGGCGCCCAGAGCCAGCCCCGAGGUACCCUACGCGAAGAUGAUGUAGUCAUCGUCCCCCCGUUCGAAGCGAACUUGGUGGAGGUCGCGUCAGAGGCGGACCCGGCGGUUUCGGGAAGAUCGAUCCUGGAUGCCAUCCACGACACGGAGGCGUUUGUGACGGCGAACGAUGACAUGAUCGUGGUGGUCUUCCGAGGCACUCAAGAGCUCACGGACUGGACGACAAACCUUAACAUGGGGCUAAGAUCGGCACGGAAUGAGUGGAAAAUCGACCUAGAGGGUUGCGACUUGCACCGGGGCUUCGACGACGGCGUCGACACGGUGUGGCUACCCUCCAGCAAGAACGGUAUGUACCAGACGAUCAAGAACCUCUACAAUGAGCAUGGCAAGAGCCGCAAGCUGUACAUCGCGGGGCAUUCUCUUGGAGGCGCUCUCGCGACGAUCGCCGCGGCCCGCCUGUCGUUUGUGGACGACAUGAAUAUCGCAGGGAUUUAUACCAUUGGUAGCCCACGCGGUGCCAUCAGCACCUCUAACGUCUGGGACCGCCUGCUGGGGCGGAUGAGUGCUCUCUUCAGGGGGGAGCUGAUCGACGGGAUCAACGACCACGGCACCUCGGAGUACGCCCGGCUGUUCAAGCAAGCCGUCAUCGCCUCGAGGCUGUCGCUUCUCGACAAGACCAAGAGUGUCGUCAAAGACGCCGUGCAGAAGGUUAUCCCCGUCAACAUGGAAAGGAAAAAGGCGCAGCUGCAAGAGAUCCGGCAGGCAAAGGAAGCGGCAUUUAAAGCUUCCAAGGUCACAAUCAGUCCUUCCUUCGACGUCACCGACGAUUCUUCUUCUUCAAUGGAACUAUAG
Ectocarpus siliculosus is the source of this 933-nucleotide messenger RNA. Lineage: Eukaryota; Phaeophyceae; Ectocarpales; Ectocarpaceae. The record is from the annotation of a GenBank genome assembly.